UAGCCAAGGUUGUACCCUGUGCUGCAGCUGGACUUGGUAAUGUGUAAGAGUUACCAGGGUGGUACUGGUUUUGAAGGCAUGAAGGGGUCAUGAAACUGAGACUUGGCACUGAGAGAGGCCAUGGAAGUCCCUUGGCGAAGGUGCAGCCUCGGCUGCAGUUGAUGGCCCAAGACUGAAGGGGUCAUGCAAAGAGGUUGAGGCUUGGCACCAUAAAGAGAGCCUAUGAGAGGAUAUUGGUGAAGCCUAGGUGCAGUGGAAGAUCCCAGUAUAUUGUAGAUGCCAGUACCAUGGGAUUAUAUCCAAGAAGAGCAGUGGCAGUGGAGUGGAUCAACCUGAGCUUAGAGUGCUACCGAGGGCAGAGCUGGAGGAGCCCAGAAGAUCAUUUGUGGAUCCCAAACAUUGAAGAUGCCUGAGGUGUGGGCUGUCUACUGAGGAAAGCGGCUAACAGGGAGUGGAAGCAGCCCAGGAGAAAGAAGUUCAUUGCACUCAACAAAGAUGAAAAAGGAGAUGGAGAUCUGAAGACCACUUUGACAUCAGAAUUGGAGAUGGAGAGUUUGGAGUCUGUCCAGCUGGUUUCCUGUCUUGCUUAGGGUAUUACAGUUAAGUGAUUGAAUGAAUCUCAGAAGAUACUUUGAGCUUUGGACUUUUAACACUAUUGAGACUGCCAAACAUUAUGAGGACUUCUGAAGUUGGACUAAGUGUAUUUUGUAUUACGUCGGCGCCCAUGCCGCCAGUGUGAUGCAGUCACCUAUGAGGAUGUGUAUGUGAGUUUUACUCAGGAAGAGUGGGCUUUGCUGAAUCCUUCCCAGAAGAAUCUCUACAAAGAUGUGAUGAUGCAAACCUGCAGGAACCUCAUUGCUAUAGGCUACAAAUGGAACAAUCAGAAUAUUGAAGAACAUUGUCAGAGUUCUGGAAAACACGAAAGGGAUAUCAUCUGCCACUCAGGAAACAAGCCAUUUGUGCACAAGGACUAUGGAAAGAUGCAGUUUACCUCUCUUUCGCCAACAACAGUUAGAGGAUAUAUGAAUAGACUUCAUGAAUAUGACAUGAAUUUACAAGCACUUGGUGUUCCAACUACAGUGGGAAUGCAUCAACAGACUUACAAUGGAGAAAAGUCUUAUGAGUACCAGGAAUAUGGGAAUUCUUUUGUUUAUCCUGGUUCACUUUGCAUAUGUAGUGUGAAUCACACUGUAAGAAAAUGUUAUGAAUGCACUCAGUGUGGUAAAGCUCUGAGUUCUCUUCAAAGACAUGAAAAAACUCAUCUUGGAAGAGAAAUUGAUAAAUGUAAGCCAUGUACUAAAGGCUUUAACCAUCACAUGUAUUUUCAAACACACAAAAGAACCAAUAAUGAAGAGGAUACCUAUGAAUAUAAUCAAUGUGAUAAAGCCUUUAGAUCUGAUUCUUCCUUACACCAAAGACCUCAUUUGGAAGUAGCACCCUAUAAAUAUUAUCAGUAUGAAAAAGACUUUGCACAUCACAGUUGUCUUCAAGAACAUAGAACUCAUACUGGAGAGAAACCUUAUGAAUGUAAUCAGUGUGGUAAAGCCUUUGGAAGUCGCCAUUAUCUUAAAACACAUGAAAGAAUUCAUACCGGAGAGAAACCCUAUGCAUGUAAUCAAUGUGGUAAAGCCUUUACACAUUACACAAGUCUUCGCAAGCAUGAAAAAAUUCAUACUGGAGAGAAACCCUAUGGAUGUAAGCAGUGUGGUAAAGCCUUUGCAUGUCGCAGUAAUCUUCAAAUACAUGAAACCUCUCAUAAAGGAGAGAAGCCCUAUGAAUGUAAUCAGUGCGGCAAAGCCUUUGCACAUAUCAUUUACCUUCAAAGGCAUGAAAGAAGUCAUGGAGACAAACCAUAUGAAUGUAAUCAAUGUGGUAAAGGCUUUACACAAUUUGGGCUUCUUAAAAAACAUUAUAAAAAUCAUACUGGAGAGAAACCCUAUGAAUGUAGUCAGUGUGGUAAAGCCUUUGCACGUCGAAAUGAACUUCAAGUACAUGAAAGAAUUCAUACUGGAGAGAAACCCUAUGAAUGUAGUCAGUGUGGUAAAGCCUUUACAAGUCGGAGUAAUCUUCAAACACAUGAAAGAACUCACACUGGAGAGAAACCUUAUUUAUGUAAUCAGUGUGGUAAAGCCUUUGCAAGGCGCCGUCAUCUUCAAAUUCAUGAAAGAAUUCAUACUGGAGAGAAACCCUAUACGUGUAAUCAAUGUGGUAAAGCCUUUACACAUUUCACAAGUCUUCACAAUCAUAAAAAAAUUCAUACUGGAGAGAAACCCUAUGCAUGUAAUGAAUGUGGUAAAACCUUUACACAUUUCACAAGUUUUCACAAUCAUAAAAAAAUUCAUACUGGAGAGAAACCCUAUGGAUGUAAGCAAUGUGGUAAAGCCUUUUCAUUUCGCUGUAAUCUUAAAAUACAUGAAGCCUCUCAUAAAGGAGAGAAGCCCCAUGAAUGUAAUCAAUGUGGUAAAGCCUUUGCACAUAUUGUUUAUCUUCAAAGGCAUGAAAGAAGUCAUGGAGACAAACCAUAUGAAUGUAAUCAAUGUGGUAAAGGCUUUACACAUUUUGGACGUCUUAAAAAUCAUCUGAAAAAUCAUACUGGAGAGAAACCAUAUGAGUGUAAUCAAUGUGGUAAGGCCUUUGCAUGUCAAAGUAAUCUUCAAACACAUGAAAGAACUCACACUGGAGAGAAACCCUAUGUAUGUAAUCAGUGUGGUAAAACCUUUGCAAGUCGCUGUAAUCUUCAAGUACAUGAAAGAAUUCAUACUGGAGAGAAACCCUAUUCAUGUAAUCAGUGUGGUAAAGCCUUUUCACAUAUCAUUUAUCUUCGAAGGCAUGAGAAAACUCAUACAGAAAACAAACAUUAUCAAUGUAAUCAGUGUGGUAAAGACUUUGUAAGUCAAAGUAAUCUUCAGAAACAUGAAAGAAGGCAUACUGGAGAAGUAACCAAUGGAUGUAAUUGAUGCAGUAAAACUUUGUUACAUCAGUAUAAACCCUACUAAUAUAAUCAGUGUGAUUGAUUAUAUAAGCGUUUGCAUGUUACAGUCUUCUUCAAAGGAAUGAAUCCCUACUGAAGAGAAACACCACAAAUCUAGUAAAUGCAGUAAAGCCGUGCAUACCAAGCACAUUUUCCCCCCACUGAGUCAUCUUCCUGGUACUCAUGUUAGUAUAAUCAUUUCAUCAUUAAAGUAUUGUUUUGUUUUCAAAUUGUAUAUACAUUUUCAUCUAAGAAUAGAGGUAUACCAAACAAUUUGACUAAUAAAACCUAUUUGAAAAUGAAAA
Molecule: messenger RNA, 3276 nt
Organism: Rattus rattus (black rat)
Lineage: Eukaryota; Metazoa; Chordata; Mammalia; Rodentia; Muridae
Product: zinc finger protein 883-like
Exons: 4
Coding region: 831-2957 (708 amino acids)
Biological process (GO): negative regulation of transcription by RNA polymerase II
Cellular component (GO): nucleus
Molecular function (GO): RNA polymerase II transcription regulatory region sequence-specific DNA binding; DNA-binding transcription repressor activity, RNA polymerase II-specific
Source: RefSeq, a predicted model, not a curated record